CCAGAUCUCAAUGUCGCCAUUUGCCCUUCCUAUGGCCAGCCGGACCUGGACAUGUUUCUGUAGAUAUUUCUUGCCGGCGCUGGUCGAGGGAAGCAAGGAAUGUGUAAAGGCGACGGAAUUGAUGGCUUGGGGAGGAUAUUGCACAAAACGGCACCGGUGGAUAUCCAUUUUUCCGACUUGGUCGUCGGCCUCGGGCGUCGGCGAGGGGAAAGGUAAGAAAAAAAGGUGUAUAUCUCGGCGCGCGCAGCUGGUUGAGUUGGUUGACAAUUCUGUUUUUCUUUGGGUUACUGCUAUUUGGCGGGGCGCUUUCCUCUGUCGCGACCAGUGAAGCUGCCUGUGAACUUUUUUUUUUCUGCCGCUUCAAUCCGUUAGCCAAGCUCCCAGUCGGUGAAGUCGGUCAGUCAAUUAAGCUGUGGUUCGUGCACUCCAAGUGGGCCUUUCAACACCACCGACCGUGCUACAGAAAACAUGGAUCACAAAGGUGACACUCGUGCCAGUAAAUUGUUCGGAAAACAUGCCGUGCCCACCAACCCCACGCUGCAAUCGCUCCCGUUUGGAGGGGUUGUGUCAUCGUCCACACACCGAGGCAUUCUGUCGAGAGGUUGGAGAGAAACGGAGGUUGAGAGGCAGCCAAACAACCUAGAGAUUGCUAGUUCUCUUACUUUUCUCUUCUGUCCUUCUGAAUCAUUGUCAAUUUCACCAAGCCACCCAACGCCUCCUAGAGCCUACACGUUUCAAAAGCCAAGAGGCGCCGCAUAUUUCAGUCUCUCUUGAACGGUCACCUGCCUGUGGACCUACCUACCUUCUUACCUAGGAAGCUUGUUUUUGAAGCACACAAUUUUCCACCAGAACCCAACCUAUCUCAGUCUUUCCUGUAGCAACAAAAGUCAUCAUACACUAUGAUUAACUUCAACAGCGGUUCACCCUACCCAGAGGGUGUCAUCUCUUUUCUGGAUACAGAUUUGUACAAGCUGACGAUGCAAUGCGCCGUCCUCAAGCAUUACAAAGAUGUACCAGUCACCUAUGCUUUCACCAACCGAACCCCCGAGAAGAAGCUCUCACGGAAGGCUUUCAACUGGCUCGAGGAGCAGAUCAGGAAGCUUGGCAAUAUUUCCUUGUCAGCUGAGGAGCUCCAGUACCUCAAGCAGCACUGCCCAUAUUUCACCUCUGAAUAUCUUGAGUUUCUCUCCGAAUUCCGCCUCCGGCCGAGGGAGCAAGUAACAACCACCUUCUCGCCAGGUAGCGAGGACACUGGUUCCGAGGACGACAUUGGAGAGUUGGACAUCAAGAUCAACGGUACCUGGCUGGAAACGAUUCUGUACGAAAUCCCUCUGUUGGCAUUGACCUCUGAAGCCUAUUUCAAGUUUAUGGAUACCGAUUGGACGUAUGAUGGGCAAGAGGAGCAGGCUUUUGAGAAGGGUAUGCGCCUGCUCGAGGCCGGUUGUGUGUUUUCAGAAUUCGGCACCCGUCGACGGAGAGACUAUCACACCCAGGCUUUGGUUUUCAGAGGCCUGACCAAGGCCAGCAAGGAAGCGGGAAAGAAGGGCUGGUCUGGAAAGCUGUCAGGGACCAGCAACGUUCACCUUGCCAUGCGCUUUGGCAUCCCCCCAGUGGGCACCGUCGCUCACGAAUGGUUCAUGGGUACUGCUGCUAUCGUCGGUGAUUACACACUUUCUACCGAGGAGGCUCUCUACCGCUGGGUUGAAUGCUUCGGUGAGGGUGUUCUCGGCAUUGCUUUGACCGACACCUUUGGUACUCCCGAGUUUCUCAAGGCUUUCAGCAAACCCGUCAGACAUCUGGGAGAGCCGGCUCCCCAGCACACGGACCGCAAGCCCAGUGUUGCUGAUUCCUUCAUCUCGGCGGUGACCUCGGCCACCAAGCCGGCCAAGACUGAAAAGACAUACGCCGAUGUUUUCACUGGUGUCCGACAGGACUCAGGAGACCCCAAGACUUUCGUCAAGGUUAUGCGCAAGUUUUAUGAUGAGCAGGGAAUUCAUGACAAGAAGGUCAUUGUCUUUUCCGAUUCUCUCAACAUUGACCGGUGCUUGGAGUACAAGCAAGUAUCAGAGGAAGCGGGUUUCCAGCCCACAUUUGGUGUUGGGACAUUCCUGACCAACGAUUUCGUUCACACAACGACCGGAAAGAAGUCGACGCCUCUCAACAUUGUCAUCAAGCUGAGCUCAGCGGCAGGUAGGCCCGCCAUCAAGAUCAGUGACAACGUUGGCAAAAAUACUGGCGACAAGGAGACCGUUCAGCAGGUGAAGCGCCAACUUGGCUAUGUCGAAAAAGAAUGGCAAGAGGGCGAUGAGUCGGCGAGAUGGGGCCGCGAGGACGACAGCACCAAGCAGUGA
Podospora pseudopauciseta is the source of this 2351-nucleotide messenger RNA. RefSeq names its product nicotinate phosphoribosyltransferase (gene NPT1). Gene Ontology annotation, biological process: NAD+ biosynthetic process via the salvage pathway. NCBI's taxonomy places the organism in Eukaryota, Fungi, Ascomycota, Sordariomycetes, Sordariales, Podosporaceae. The coding region runs from base 900 to 2351 and encodes 483 amino acids. Gene Ontology annotation, molecular function: nicotinate phosphoribosyltransferase activity. The record is from RefSeq and is a predicted model, not a curated record. Gene Ontology annotation, cellular component: cytosol. The transcript has 2 exons.